AUGUACUCUAGCCCGCGGUGUUUGAAUGGGUUGGGGGUUGUGCAUUUGAAAAAAUACACCUUGUCCUGGGAUAUGGCACUUUGACAACUUUCCCCCUGCUCUUUCCAUGGAUGCCCUAGGUGCAUUGGAAAGAAAGGUGAUAUAUACAGAAGCGUCCAGUAUUUAUGAAGCUAUACGACUCAAUCAAAAGGUUAUCUUACUGGAUUCGCGUUCGUUUAUGGUAUAUAAUACCAGUCACAUACAUACUGCUAUAAAUAUAGGUGGUAACAGGGCAUUUCAGAGAAAGUUUUCUCAAAAUCAGGUCCCGUUAGAUUUACUUUUAUGUAAACUAACAAAUUUGGAAAACCCUACGGAGUUAAGAAAGUUACCAAUUGUUGUCUACGAUGAGUUUAUCGAUUCUGUUCUGAAUCUAACACCUGGAUGCUUCUUGUUUUCUUUAUUGACGCAAUUGACUCUAAAAUUUCCAGUUGUCUUUCUCCUUAAAGGAGGAUUUUUGGGGUUUCAAGCAUCAUUUCCAGAAUUAUGUUGGAUUAAUACAGAAAAAGUUGCGGGUGAAGAUUUUGCUGAAUAUCAUCAGUGUGACUGCCGAUUAGAACAAAUACUAGAUGCCUGCUUAGGUUAUUCAUCUUCUAGUGACUUUUCUAAAAUCUCGGCAUCCGAAUAUGACAUUUUAUCUGCAUCGGCUACGUCCACUCAUCCAACUUCUAUUUCAUCAAUAUCUUCAAUUUCAUCGAAGUCUACUCCAUCUUCUUUCCAAAUUCCAUCGAAGGAACAGUUUUCAGGUGGGAUUUCCAGAACAUUAAGUCCUGAUGUACCUGUGGAUAAUCGUUCAAGAUCGAUUAUAGAAAUGAAAGUUGAUAAUACUGGUAGUACAUUAACUCGUCCGUCUCCAAUUCUGCCACAUUUAAUACUAGGAAGUCAGGAAGAUGCUAAUUCUUCAACUAUUUGUAAACGUUAUGGAAUUACUCAUAUUCUUAAUGUAUCUCUUGAAGGCAGUAUUCCUUCACAUAUUCCCAGUCAAAAUUUUUAUCAAAUUCCUGUGAACGACAAUUAUACUGAUCUCAUGACACCAUACUUCAAAGAUGCUUUUGCAUUUAUUGAGUCUGCUAAAGCAGCCCAUGGACGAGUUUUGAUUCAUUGUUCAGCUGGAAUAUCUCGGUCACCUACUCUAGCAAUUGCCUAUCUUAUGUAUUCAUGUCGAAUGAAAAUGCAUGAAGCAUACGAUGUUGUUAAAUCUGGACGAAACAGCGUUGCUCCUAAUUUUAAUUUUCUUGGACAGUUGUUGGAGUUUGAGCAUCAACUUCAUGAUUCUGGUUGUAGUGAAGCUUCCAUUCCAAUCGAUAGCACUCCGACUUUUGACAGCCCUGCUAGUUCGUGUUCAAUUCUAAGCAUGUCCGCAGAGGUGCAAAGCUCUUCUAUGUUAAAGUCUGGUCUUCAUUCGUCAUCAUUAUCACUAAAUUUAACUCCAACAUCUCCGAAGGCAUUAUCUAAGAAACGGGAAAGACCAACAUACCUUGGUUUGGAGGCUACUUCAUCUUUUGCAGGAGUUUUAGGAGGAUCUGUUUGGAAAAGUUCGCUACACUGUGGGGGGUCGGUUAGACCAAUUCCUGAGUCUGGAAUAAGCCCAACUGAAGAAAAACGUAGCAGAGUUUCAGCGUUAUUGUCACCUACUCAAUCUUCUAAUCCAUUAUUACCGUCUCCUUGCACUGGUUUGUCUAAGCUAGAGAUAUCUUCACCCUUAGAAGAGUAUCGAUCUUUACUGUCUGUUUCUCGUGCUCCAUCGUCUUUUGUUCCUGGACAUGUGCUUCCGGGUCCUGAAUCUGCCAUACAGAUGCUUAAAUUCAAACCUUUUCUUUCAUCUUAUACAAGUUUACAAACUUUGAAAUUUGAACCAUGCUCAACUGUUAUGCCACCACAUCCCAUCCAAUUAACCACUACACUUUCACCAGCUAGUAUUCUUAGACUUCGUCGUUCAUCAUCGACAGUUGGUACCGCAAGACCAACUUUGCUUGCUCAGCGUCGUCUUUCUUCACAUGCAAGCGCACCACCGACCCCAAGGCCAGUAUCUAUCGACGGAAGUCAUCCAGUUUAUCGUAGUAUUUUGCAUGCACAUGGAGGAUUUCGUUUACCAAGUAACUUGCCAUCAACUAGUUCAUCUAGAGUGAGAGAACUUAGUCCUUCCACCCCAAUAUCUCAAGAACCAAAGCUUGAAUACGAACAGCUGCAGAAGUGUAAUGCGAAUGUUGUUGGGAAUGAAUCAUUUAAAAACCAGGUUUCUCCCACAGGUUGUUCAAAAUUUCUUUCAUAUUGUCGGAAACCUAGUCUACCUGUUAAUUUAUUGCGCUCACAUAGCAAUGAAAGCUUAAACAGAAGCUACAUAAAAAGUGACAAAUUUCAGGGUUGUCUCAUUUCAUCAUCUAGGUGUUUCAAUACAUCUAAUCUCAGUCGUAGUGCCCCAUCACAACGUGAUAUAGAUCUAGUCUUUUUUGGGGAUCAGGGUUAUUCGAAUAAUUCCUCUCAUAUCUUUUCUCUACGCAGGUCUUUACCUGUUCCCGGUGAGCUUACUUCAUCGUCUCCAAUGGAUUCAAAGAGAUUCGACCCUGGACAGUUGUCAGCUAACCUAAAAAUAACCAAUAUUGCUACAACCAUGCGGUUAAUACCAAAAGGUACUAGUGUGGAUACUUCUUGUCGACUUCAACAACAAUCCUUUGUGCAAUCAUCUGGUAGUAGCAGUCCAUCACCAUCGGCUAGCCAUAAUUCACCACAUAACAGUAGUAGUUAUAGUCUAUUCCCAAUUUCUUAAGGAGCAUUUUGUCAACAGUAUUUCCUUCCUUGCUUUUUUCUACGAUCAACAUUUAAAAAACUAGUUUGGUUGGUUCAUUUUCUUUCUUUGCUAAGUAUUUGUAAAUAAACUUAGUGCAUUUACCGACUAGAACUAAAUCUGUUUGUAUAACGACUAAUAUUACUGCGAUUAAUAACAGCCUUGACUUGUUUUGCUAUCCAGGUUUUUUAAAGGCUUGUGCAUAGUGACUGUUUACCACUCUGAUUUUAAGCCUUUUAUUAGGGUGUUAUCGUGCCAAUUUGUCUUGUUUUUUUUCAAUGUUCUCUCUCCACUUUGUUUUCCUUCUUUCCUCAAUGCUUCACCUAUUUAUUUUGUCCGAAUAAUUGAUUACAUGCAUUUUACAACUUUGUUUAUACCUUAAACAUUCCAUCAUUUUAAGUACUACAAUUGUAUCCUUACUGGCCUAGUUAAAAGUGUUCUGGUUGAACAAUUGUUAUAUAUAUAUGUACAUGGAAAAAUAAACGCACAAAUAAUUCACUUGUGCCUUACAUAAUAUUUUAAUAGUUUACUUGACUGUAAAUAUCCCUAACAUUUUUUUCUUUUAAUGUGUACACAUAGGGAAGAACCAGUUUCUUUUUUAAACUUUUUUUUAUUGUACGUCGAACAUUUGUCUUAUACUACCUACCUACUUAUGUACAUGUAUACUAUAUAUACUGUAUUUGUUCUAGGGAUUUUUCGAAUUAAAUCAAUUUGUUUUUUACAAAUUAUCCUCUUUCCUUUUAUCUCAUACUUUUCGUCUAGAAAAUAAAACAGUUGACUGGUAUUUUAGUCGAUAGAUUACUCCUUGUUUGAUAUCCCAAAAGAGAAACUUAUAGGCCAACUAUAUUUCAAUUGGAAAUAUUGCGACGAAGUUCUCCUUUUUUGGAUUUCUCUUAAGUAAUUAAUAAAAUAAAAUUGUUGCCUGAUGUACUGGUUUGCUAUUAUAAAAAUCAUGCAAACCAUACCAAAGCUAAAUACUUCUUGAUAAAUAUGUUUAAUUAUGGGGUUGUGGAGAUUGUUGAAUUUGAUUAAAAUCGUGAACCGAUCUAAUUUAGACCACCAUUAAUAACCUGGAAGGACUGGAUGGCCGUUUCAUUGUAGUAUGAGACACCCCAGCAGUGCAUAUCCACGAUUUUGUGCUUACCAAUGGCUAGUUCUGAGAGGGAAUUUCCUCGAUUUUAGUGAUAUAUCGUGCCCAGUGUGUGUCGGGUGUGAGUCAUUUACCCACCGAAGACAAUGAAAGAUGGUCGUGCAAUAUCAUGGAUUGAUUGACAUUAACACCGUUGGCUGCCGGCUCAGUGUUCUAGGGGUUAAGCACUCGCUCGAGACCAAAGGUCCAAGGUUCGUGUCUCACGUUCAACAUCGUGGAUGUGCACCACCGAGGAGUUCCAGACUAGGACGAAACAUCGUCCAGUGCUUCUAAGUUCUCGAUAGUGGUCUGACUCAGAUUGGUUCGUGAUUUCAAUUGAAUCUAUUAAGAACUAAGAAAAAUAAACAUUUCAAUUGGAAGGAUUGUUAAGUAUGGUGUAGUUGUUUUGUUGUUGUACAAAUUAUUGUAUAUCAUAACUAUGUAGUAAAUUAAAUUCCUAACCCAUCUCUUAAAUGGACUUAGUACUUACAAUGGGUGUGGUGUUGUGUAAUUAUGGAUUUUAUUUUUUUGCCAAUUUAACUACUUGUAAAAAUAAAAGAGUUUGU
Molecule: messenger RNA, 4516 nt
Organism: Schistosoma intercalatum
Lineage: Eukaryota; Metazoa; Platyhelminthes; Trematoda; Strigeidida; Schistosomatidae
Source: the annotation of a GenBank genome assembly